GGAGAAUCUUUUUGUUCUCUUUGAACAUGCAGCCGGUUACGGUCUGUUUUCUGUCAAAGAAUUCGAAGAAGUUGGAAUGCUGCUUCCUCAAGUUGAAGCAUCUGUCACUGACUUGAAGAAAUUUAAUCAAAUCAUUAAAAUGUGCGCCUUUACUCCUUUUAAAACUGCUGUGACUGCAUUAGAAAAUAUCAACAGUGUUUCUGAAGGAAUUGUAUCUGAAGACCUUCAGUUGUUUCUAGAACAAAAUUUAGUAAAAAAAGGUAAUCCCACUUUGGGUGUUGGAGAUACGAAAUUAGCUGCUGCUAUUACUGAUGCCUUGGGAUAUCAAUGCAUGUGCACAGGAGCCAUACCAGAAAUAUUAAGAGGUCUCCGUUUACAUUUCCCCAAGUUAGUUAAAGGUUUUACCAAUAAAACAUCAGAAGUUGCCCAAUUGGGAUUAGGUCACAGUUAUUCAAGGGCCAAAGUUAAAUUUAAUGUCCAUAGGGUUGACAAUAUGAUCAUCCAGAGUAUAGCUCUUCUUGAUCUACUUGACAAGGACAUAAAUACAUUUUCUAUGAGAAUCAGGGAAUGGUACUCAUAUCAUUUUCCAGAACUUUUCAAAAUUGUCCCAGACAAUUAUGUUUAUUCUAAAACUGCCAACUACAUUGGUAAUCGUAAAGAAUUGGAUGAGUCUAAAUUAGAUGAACUUGAAGAAAUUGUUCAAGAUAGGGACAAAGCUGAAGCAAUAUUAGAUGCUUCAAGAUCUUCAAUGGGGAUGGAUAUUUCUCCUAUAGAUCUAAUGAACAUAGAAAUGUUUGCAAAGCGAGUGGUUUCUCUUGCGGAAUAUCGCCUAUCACUUACUAACUACUUACAUACAAAAAUGUCUUCAAUUGCUCCCAAUGUAGCGGCUUUAAUUGGAGAUCAAGUAGGUGCCCGACUUAUAUCUCAUGCGGGAUCACUCACCAAUCUUGCUAAGUUGCCUGCCUCUACUGUGCAGGUACUUGGUGCUGAAAAAGCUCUUUUCAGAGCUCUUAAAACAAGAAGUACUCUUACACCAAAAUAUGGCUUGUUGUACCACUCAUCCUUUUUAGCUCGGGCAGAGAAAAAAAAUAAAGGUCGAAUUUCAAGAUUUCUAGCAAAUAAAUGCUCAAUAGCUUGCAGAAUAGACUGUUUCUCAGAAACACCAUGCAAUGUGUUCGGUGAGAAACUGAAGGAACAGGUAGAAGAAAGACUUAAUUAUUAUCUUACUGGUGUAAAACCUGCAAAGAACUUGGAUGUCAUGAAACAAGCUUCAAUUGAAGUUGCUGAAUUAGAGGCUCAGAAGAAAAAGAAAAAGAAGAAAAAUAAGAAGAAGAAGAAAGAUAUUGAGAAUGGUGAGUUGGAAACAACCCUGAAUGGUCAGGAUGACUCGAUAAUAAAUGAAGAACCUACUGAAGAGGUUCCAAAAAAGAAGAAAAAGAAAUCGAAAGCAGUCGAAGAAGAACCAGUCCAGGAUGAACCAGUGGAGGAAGAAGAACCUCCUAAAAAGAAGAAGAAAAAAUCUAAAGGAGGCUCAUAA
Molecule: messenger RNA, 1537 nt
Organism: Nezara viridula (southern green stink bug)
Lineage: Eukaryota; Metazoa; Arthropoda; Insecta; Hemiptera; Pentatomidae
Source: the annotation of a GenBank genome assembly